Molecule: messenger RNA, 489 nt
Organism: Cricetulus griseus (Chinese hamster)
Lineage: Eukaryota; Metazoa; Chordata; Mammalia; Rodentia; Cricetidae
Gene: Vkorc1
Product: vitamin K epoxide reductase complex subunit 1
Biological process (GO): vitamin K metabolic process; peptidyl-glutamic acid carboxylation
Molecular function (GO): vitamin-K-epoxide reductase (warfarin-sensitive) activity
Source: RefSeq, marked provisional
ACAUGGGCACCACCUGGAGGAGCCCGGGACGCAGGCGCCUGGCACUCUGCCUCGCUGGCUUAGCGCUCUCGCUGUACGCGCUGCACGUGAAGGCGGCGCGCGCCCGAGACGAGGAUUACCGCGCUCUCUGCGACGUGGGCACGGCCAUCAGCUGUUCACGCGUCUUCUCCUCUCGGUGGGGCAAGGGCUUUGGGCUGGUGGAACAUGUGCUAGGAUCUGACAGCGUCCUCAACCAAUCCAACAGCAUAUUUGGGUGCAUCUUCUACACCAUACAGCUGUUGUUAGGUUGCUUGAGGGGACGCUGGGCCUCUCUCCUACUGGUACUGAGUUCCCUGGUGUCCUUCGCCGGUUCUGUCUACCUGGCCUGGAUCCUGUUCUUUGUGCUCUAUGACUUCUGCAUUGUCUGCAUUACCACCUAUGCCAUCAAUGUGGGCUUGAUGUUGCUUAAUUUCCAGGAGGUGCCAGAACACAAGGCCAAAAGGCCCUGAG